Messenger RNA from Folsomia candida, 2382 nucleotides. RefSeq names its product translocating chain-associated membrane protein 1 (gene TRAM). Gene Ontology annotation, biological process: protein insertion into ER membrane; SRP-dependent cotranslational protein targeting to membrane, translocation. NCBI's taxonomy places the organism in Eukaryota, Metazoa, Arthropoda, Collembola, Entomobryomorpha, Isotomidae. Gene Ontology annotation, cellular component: endoplasmic reticulum membrane. The transcript has 10 exons. The record is from RefSeq and is a predicted model, not a curated record. The coding region runs from base 360 to 1457 and encodes 365 amino acids.
UCCUUCCCAUAAAACGAGCCCAACCGUGUAGGAGAUCAGCAGCAGCAGAAAGACAGACUGUCAAACCUCUUCUUCUUUUUCUUCUUCUUCCUCUAGUGUCAAUAACACCGGACCGGAUUCGCCGGACUACUGCAUACCUGACUCCAAAUUAUUCAAAAUUAAUAUCCGUCAGUAUUAAUAUCAGUCCGGUUUAGCUAUUUUGGCUAUUUCCUCUUGUACAUAGCGGUGGUUUUCAGUUGGAGAUCAUCGCUUGUGAAAGUGUUGUGGGGUGCGGAAGAAGUUUCUAUUAAAGGAGAAUUCUAGACUGGUAGAUAAAGGUUAUUCCUUCCUAUAGACGAGAUUGUGACCGACCACCUACGAUGGCCGUGAAGGGAAGACGUACCAAUAGCAAGAAUCCUCCGAUUCUCAGCCAUGAAUUUAUUAUCCAAAACCACGCGGACAUUGUGGCUUGCAUCGCAAUGGUCUUUGUUAUCGGCCUGAUAUUCCAAGUUUCGGCCCCGAUAGCUUCCAUUUUCAUUGCUGUGCAGCACAAUACGACGAGGAAUGCCACUGCUCCCCCUCCGCCCCCAUACUACUUUGAUGAGCAGUUGUACACCGUCGGAUGGAAGGAUUCUUGUUGUGUAUUUUUCUAUACCCUGAUCGCUGUUGUGAUUCAUGCCUUGGUCCAAGAAUAUGUGUUGGACCGAUUCACUAGAAAAUUGCAUUUGAGUAAGAUUAAGCAUUCCAAGUUCAAUGAUGCGGGACAAUUGUUAGCAUUCUCGUUAAUCACCACUCUUUGGGGUACCCACAUUGUUCAGAGAGAAAAUUAUUUGAGCCAAAUUUCCCUGCUAUGGGAUGGCUUUCCUCACAUGGAAAUGUCAUUUGUGUUAAAAUUUUUCAUGCUCAUUCAACUUUCGUACUGGCUGCAUUGGAUCCCUGAAGUAUAUUUCCUGAGAAUGAAGAAAGAAGAAAUAAUGCAAAAGUUGACCAUGGCUUCCAUUUAUACUUCAGUUGUAGCAGUUGCCUAUGUGGCCAACCUUUCUCGCGUAUCUGUUGUGUUGUUGGUUCUUCACUUCAUUCCUGAAAUUUUGCUGAACUUUGCUCGAUUGUUUCACUUUGCGGAGAAAAUCAACACUUCUGUAUGGUUGUUCCGUCUUGGAAAUUCCGUUUUCAUUGUUGCCCGAUUCCUCUCCGUAAUUUUUGCUGUUCUUACAUUCUGGUUUGGUCUUGAACCAUUUGCAUCUCAAGUCUUGAGAACCGUUGGAUUAGCUUUCAUAUGUGGAAUUCAAUCGUAUAUGCUUUUCCAAUUUUGCAUUUUCCAUGUAAAGCGCUUGAGAGCUCAUUCUGCUGUGGUUGUUGCACCUCCAAAGUCUCCAAAGAAAGUUAAGAAGCCAAAGGAUUUGUCCGACCUUCCUGAAGUCGAUCAAAAUACUAGAAAGCAAGCGGCCACUGCUUUGAAGCAAAAGAAAUUGAAGUAGGAAAUAUGGUUGCGAUGCAAAAUGCAAAACAAGGCAUUCACUCCGUUAUGGGAUCCUUGAUAGAGAGUAAAAUUAUACUAUAUCAGACAAAAUCAGUGUUUACAUUGGCUGUGGUUCAGAAUUUGUAUUUUCAAAUUACAUGUUUAUAUGAUAUGCAAAUUGUUUUAUUUUUGUUUACAUACAUUUACUGUCAAAUUCUAAACCUAUGAUUUACAAAAUUUCCGUAUCCUUGUGAUAAUGUAAUAACAAUAACUUGUAUCAAUUGCAAGUUAAAGAAAUAUAUAUAUAGUUAGUAUAUAAUAUCCCAAUUAUUAAUCAGGAUAGCGUACGCUAUAUAUCUUCCAUCAUUGAACAUCUCCAUGAAACUAACAAUGUCAAAUUGGUACUUGUUGAUAAUAUCGCCCUCGUAUAAAUAUGUAUGUAUGUACUUACAUGUUAACGUCAAUGACUUCACAUUUUACAUCCAUUUGCACGCAUCCAAUCUAAAAUUAAUUCACAAGUCUUUUGAAAAUUCUUAAUAUUUAUUUAGUGCAAUGCUACGAGUACGACGUGUGAUCUUGUUGUUGUGAGCUAUUCAAGUCCAUAUUGUAUAAAAUGCUGUGUAUGGGUAAGCUGAGCUGGGAUCACUUAUGCAACUGAGAAAUUCCUUCUUUUUGUGUAAUAAACUUACAUUAAUUAAAAAUAGUCAGUAAGUAAUCAUAAUUGUACAUUAGUUUUAAACUUGUAAUUUCGUGGUCGUUUGGUUGAAAAUAGUAAUUAUUUCUCAUUAUACAUAAGUAUUGGAAUAUCGACCUAUGUAACAAGUAGAUCAAGUACUUGUUUGUAUGACUGAUGAACUGAGUAGAUGUGUAUGUCGAUUAAUUUGCUACACGUAAUAUUAAAGUUGACAGAAUAAAUUCAGUAUAGUUUUAUUAAUAACUUUUAA